Molecule: messenger RNA, 3376 nt
Organism: Rhopilema esculentum
Lineage: Eukaryota; Metazoa; Cnidaria; Scyphozoa; Rhizostomeae; Rhizostomatidae
Source: RefSeq, a predicted model, not a curated record
UUUACAUUCCCAGAUUUGCUUGUAAGUACAAGUAGGGCAGUACCAUGUUUUGACUUUCUCCAGCCGUUUGUGUUCACUUACUGAUGCAUGACCACAGUUUUUGCCGAUAUGGCAAAGCUGGGCACAUCACAGGUUAAGGCUCGGUGUGUUUUUGCAACUGCUUGGUGUACAUCACCAGGCAUGAGUAAGAGGUAUUCACUGCUCUCUAGUAACUGGAAACAGUAACAGUUUGAAUUUCUAUAACCUGAAAUCCGUGAUUUGAAAAACUACCGUUUGCUCCUUGGUCUUUGACUUAGGCCAUUUCUACAACGAUGAACUUCUGGCACGUUUGGGUGUAGUGGUUUGUUUAACGUCCUAAUCCCCCAGCAACCCGUGUCUGGUUUAUGAUCUUUGCAGUGUCUGUGGUGCAGGAGGGCAAAUAAUGGUAAAAGCAGUCCAGCAAUUACAACCAACGCGCUUGUACAAGCUCGGUGCGAAAAACAACGUCUAGCCGCCAUAAUUGCACGUGAAUCAAUCAACAUUCUUCUGCAGAAAACACUUCUAAAGAAAAAUCUUAUCAAACCAUUCAUAAACUGUAUCUUAAAACAGCAAUAUUACCAGUCAUCAGUAUUCAAAGGAUCCUGAUCAACCACCAGUCAAUAACGAAAUCCUCUGAAUGUCACUAUAGGGACAUCGUUUAUACAAAACACUUGAUGUGUUAAAGAGGCUUUGCAUUUAACAUACUAUGAAUCAGAAGGACAAGAUGGCAGGAUCAAAGAUGUUGCCGUAUUUCUUAGCUCUUGCUGGGUUCGUGACAUUUUUCAUUCUGUUUAUGAAGUUUAAUGAGUAUGAAUUGUUAGUUAAGAGAUCGACAAGUCUCUGCAAGGACAAUGAAUCCAAAAGGAUGCUGGCGAAAAAGCUUGAAGAUGAAAAACGCGAGGUGAAUACCAUAACUGUCAAAUAUGACAAAAGGAAUAUCUUCUUUACAUAUAAGGUCUACAAACCAAUGCAAUCUAAUAAUAAGGCGACGAUAAUAAUGAAAGGCUGCCCGAGCAGACGAAACAUCGCGAAUUUCGCUCUAGUUACUGGAUUUAUUGACUUGCGAAGUAAAACUUAUCGCAAAACACUAGGUGAGCUAGCUGAAGAGACAGAAGAGAAUAAUUUGAAAAUUGAUGCGAGGCACAUGGAAAUUAUUGACGUUUUGCAACAUAACCUAAACCACAAAUUCAUUGACGAAGUACACGUGUUAGUGAGAGAUAGAGAAACUGCCGAAUAUUUGCAUUCUCUGCCUCUCCAGAGGAGUGAGGAGCUUUUCAUUUCUGUUGUUAAUGAAGAAGUUGGACUUACAAGCCAGCUACUAUACGCUGCAAGAUGCCUUACAGAUCAUUUGGUAGCUAUAACAAAUCAGGAUAACAAGUUAGGCAAGGGAUGGGACUUGCCGUGGUAUGAGGUAAUCAGGGACACGAGAACGAUGUACGCUUUGACAAGACAUUCCCCAUUAGAGUCGAAUUGCACUUCGCAAUGGAAUUGUGAUGAUGGAGGCAUCUACGUAGGCUCUCACGACACCUUUGUUUUAAAACCUCUAAAGGAGUGGACGGAAAGCACUUUUAGUGAAUUGAAGGGGAUCUCGCCUGAUUUGUAUGGAAUGGAGAACCUCUUAAUGUGGUUCCUUCAGACAAAAUUGGGCUAUCGUAUUAACCCAUGCAAAAUUCUGUUCGUACACCAUCAUCAUUGUGUUCCUAUCCGAGGCCUAAAUCGGCACAGAGUUAACAACAAUUACAGAAGCCUUACUGUUGGCUUUUCGGACAGACUAGGCUCCUCUUACGAUCGUGAUAUUGAGGAGGAACUGUAUUUGUGAUCUUUGGCAAUGUAAACUUUAAUAGCCCGGCGAAAGAGUAAGGUGACUGGAGUCGAUUCGCUCUUAUUUCAACAACAAACUAAGUGGGUUCUCUUAAUCUAUUCAUAUAAAAGAAGCAGUGUUUAUAUGAUGUUUUCGGUCAUUGGCUUUUUGGGCCAAGGAUUUUAUGAGAUCCUGUGUUUUCUCAUAAAAUGUCCCCUUUUCCCCACUCGCUACACCACUGAAAAUUAAUUGAAAAAGGCGAAGGUAGAAUUUUUACAUAGCUUUUUGCCUUAUUCCAUGGCAAUGAAUCAACGAAUUAAACAAGAAAUAAUCACGAAAACAAGCUGCUGUCAGCAUUUUAGGUAAAACAUUGACAAGAGAUAAGUUCUGAGCUUUCAAAUAUCAUGCAAUCUUAGCAGUUAAAGAUAUUUGUUGGAAUGUAAUGGGGAAGACAAGAUUGAUUUGAUAUUUUUCUGAGAGCUCUUUUUCGUGUUAAAAACUGAAUUUUUGACGUGCCAAUGUCUGACCCACCAAUGACACGAACGAGGAAUUGUCAAUGCUUGCCGAGAAGAAAGAUUUUUUCAGUUCUCUCAAAUGAUGAUUCCAUCUUAGCUCUUCAUCUCACAAAAGACCAUGAAAUUUGAUUGAUUCUUCUCCAAAAACGUUUUUGUUUACUGUUUUUCACUAAAACACUAGAAGUUACUGAUAUCACAUAAAUUAUAAUUUGUUCUUGGAUGAAAUCUUUUGAAUCAUAGCAGGUAUCUGGAUUAAUGUCAGAGAGGCAGAGUUUAGACUAUUUUAAACAUUAGCAUAGUUGUUGGUUAAUAGAAGAAAAAGCAGAUGUUUUAGAACUGAUCCCUAAAGCAUACCGAUUUCUUUCAUUUAGAAAACACAUUUGAUGAAUUUCCUUUUGUAAUGUUAACACUUGGAAAUAAAAAAAAAUAAGAUAUACUAGAGUAUGAAAGGAGGACAUUUAUAUCCCCAAAUCGAGUCCCUUUGUUAUUUAAAGUAUGUUGCUUAGUCUAAGUUACACUAAUCGAUGCAAGAUUAAUUGAACUAAUUUCUUGGAAACCGAUGAGUAGCUCUAUGGAAAAAUGUGAUUAUUAGGUUUUCUUCUUGAAAUAGAGUAGUACUUUGGUGAAUUUUGAUAUCAAUGGGACAAUUCCUUUGGUAAUGGUUGUACCUAUGUUUUUGCAGUAGUUUCAAUCACCUUUUGGAUUCUAAGAUUUAGUUGAAUUUAAGAACUUGCAGCGUUGGAUGACUGGUAAUUGUACUUAAGUACAUCAAAGUUGUUGUGAAAAAUUGUUGAAUUUUUCAGUAAUGAAUGCCAAGUUUAAGAUAUUAUCAAGACAUUGUUGUGUUUGUCUACUUGCUAAAGAUAUACAUUUACAUUAUACUUUACAAUAUUGUGCAACUCUUUCUUUUUUAUAUGAUCUUUUGAAAAUAAAGAUCUACUGUGCCUAUCAAGGCUGAAAUGUACAUUUGACCAUCGACUCUCCCACCAUGACAGGCACUCCCACUUAUCCUACCCUCACUGUGUUAAGUAUAAACCCAUGG